Molecule: messenger RNA, 859 nt
Organism: Phymastichus coffea
Lineage: Eukaryota; Metazoa; Arthropoda; Insecta; Hymenoptera; Eulophidae
Gene: mRpL30
Product: large ribosomal subunit protein uL30m
Exons: 4
Coding region: 171-734 (187 amino acids)
Biological process (GO): translation
Cellular component (GO): mitochondrion; large ribosomal subunit
Molecular function (GO): structural constituent of ribosome
Source: RefSeq, a predicted model, not a curated record
UAUAUUUUCUAACCUGUCAGUGCAGCACAGCGGAUUGAGUCUACUCGGUACAUUUUCAUAAAAUAUAUUUCGUUUAAAGAACCAUUCAAAGAACAAUAUUCAACUUAUUUUUAAUUUGUCAGUGUACAAAUCCAUUUUAGUAGUUUUCUAUAAAGAUUUUUAUAUCCACAAUGUCUAGUAAUUUUUUGUUAAAUACUGUAAAAAUUGUUAAAAAUCAAGUCAGGACCUACUAUCAUUACAGUACACCAAAACACUGGGCAAAAGAUGGUGUUAAAUAUGGUUUGAUAACAUAUUACCCAAGACAUCCUGAUCAUAAAGAUCCAGAAUUCAAACCAUCCAAAUUAUUUUUAGUUGAACGUGUUAAACCUACCAGAGGUAAUCCAUAUUGGCAUAAAAAAGUAUUGAAACAAUUAAGUAUUGAUCAAGAUUACAGAAUGCGAGAAAAGCCUACAGUGAUUGUAAAAAAUACUCCAGAAAUUUGUGCAUUGUUAUGGGAAAUAAAACAUCUUAUUAAAGUUACUCCCAUAGACAUGCCAAAUAAUUUACCGGAUGAUAUUGACUCUAUCAGUACUUACCUUCAUGAAACUGGUAAGCUGUAUGUUUUUCCAAAAAUUGAUGAAAAACGAUACAAAGAAACUGAAAAACACCAAAAUAAUCCAAAAAGGAUGGAUAACGAUACUAUAAGCAAACAUCUAAGGCUAAAAUGGCUUAAUGGAGGCGAUAUAAAUAUAUAAUUGUUUUAAAAUUAUGUUAAGUAUAAAUAAUGAUACAUGGGAUUUCUGAACCCUUUAAGGAUUAAAUAAAAUAUAAAUAUUUAAAAUAAUAAGAUACUAAGUGAUUAUUUAACAUGGUUGAUAAA